Molecule: messenger RNA, 1274 nt
Organism: Lymnaea stagnalis (great pond snail)
Lineage: Eukaryota; Metazoa; Mollusca; Gastropoda; Lymnaeidae
Source: the annotation of a GenBank genome assembly
CACUAUCUACCUCGCCACAUGAUGUGUACUUGUGCUCUAGUCUGCAGACGAUGGGCUCGGAUUGUGUAAGUUUAAAUGUUUUUUUAAUUUUAGUUGUUAUCUUUCUAAUGUUUGAUUAGAAAAUGUUUAUCUAAUGAUAGAUAUACUAUCUAUAAUUUUAAAUUGAGUAUUAUUAAGAGAUGAAAAAAAAGUACUCUGUUCUAGAACAUUAAUUAAUCUCCUUGAAAUAAUCUAUACUUAGGUAAGGUACAAAUACAUAUUAACAUCUAACAGUUUCCUAAGUGUGUGAACAAUAUGGUUCAGAGUUUAAGAAUCUAAUUGAACUAUCAAAAUAUAGUCCUGUUGCUAAUUCACACAUGUGAGCCAUUUGUAAUAUAAUUGAUAUUUUUAAUUCAGAUGUGAUAUAUCUUUAUGGAGGAGAAUGGACAUGGCUGGACGACCUCUUAAAGUUGGAAUUUUAAAAAUUUUAUUAGAAAGAGGUGUAGAAGUCCUCAGGCUCAACAGAUCUGAGGUAGGUGUAAAAUAAAUUGAAUAGUUCAUAUUUCCUGUUAUAGUGGUUGAUUCUUGGAAAUAUAAAAAAAAUAAAGCCAUGCCCAUUUGUGAACAAAAAAUAAAUAAUGUUUUUUUUACAUUUGUACCAAACUUUUGUUUUGUUUCUGGAAAAAAAUAUACUCAAAUUUGUGUUUCCCCUUGAUUAAAUGUAAUCAAAAUCAUUGAGAUUUAUUUAAAAACAUGACAAGAAAAUAGAGGUAUAGAAAAAAAAAAGGAGAAAAAUCUCUGAUAAUUGUUGAACAUUUUAUAAAUUUAUAUUUGUAAGCACUUUCAAGAAUUUGUUUGCAAUAUUAAUCUCAAGUCGUUUAAGUGUCGUCUAAAACUGAAUAAAUUUAUUACAUUACCAUAACAGCUAUUGGAAAAACGACAACUGCUCAUUGACAAUAAUGUUAACUUUGAUAUUAUGUAUUUACCCUAGGUGAUGGGUGAUUUUUCCAGUACUGUCCAAGGUGCACCAGACCCUAGAAGAUCCCCACUCUCGGAAGAUAGGUACUGACCAUUAGAAGAAGUAACAAUGAGGGCCUAAUAUCCUCUUAAUAGUCAUACAGAAUGAAAAAUAAACACUCUAAUUGCAUAUCCGAAGGAUGUGUCUUGUAAAAAAGGAGGGUGCAACUUCACUUUGCCAAUUAAUUUCCUUAAACCUUUCGCUCUCUUGAAUCGAACAUUAUUCUGUCCCUUUCAGGAUGUAUCGCUUACAGAUGCUAGACAUGAGUAUGGCCAAU